Mesoplodon densirostris (Blainville's beaked whale) is the source of this 2618-nucleotide messenger RNA. RefSeq names its product hydroxysteroid 11-beta dehydrogenase 1 like (gene HSD11B1L). The transcript has 8 exons. Gene Ontology annotation, molecular function: oxidoreductase activity. The record is from RefSeq and is a predicted model, not a curated record. Bases 1109 to 2047 code for a protein of 312 amino acids. NCBI's taxonomy places the organism in Eukaryota, Metazoa, Chordata, Mammalia, Artiodactyla, Ziphiidae. Gene Ontology annotation, cellular component: intracellular membrane-bounded organelle.
AGAAAGAGGUUGCGGUCCCACUGCAAAACAACUGUGCGAAGCUUAGUCCUCAGGGCUCGGCCGCCGCAAAGCUGUCUGGGAAAAGUAGUCGGCAAGGCACGUGAGGCGCCGGACGGCUCGUCUAGCCGCCAAGCCUCCUGGGAAAUGCAGUCGGGCGCGGCACGGCCCUCGUGACGUGAGGGAAAGAGGAAUCGGGUGACAUGAGUGGGGCCUGAGGGGGGACCCACAAGAUGUCGGAGCCCGGGAGAUCCACCCGCGCCGGCGCAGGGGGCUAAGGGCCCAGGCACAGGAAGAGAGUGCCUGGAAGCCGGUUGUCACGGCAACGCGAGGGCUGAUUUGUACGAGAAAGGCGGGCCUUUAGUCACGUGAUCAGGCCAGUGGUUGAGGCCAGAGGAGAGCUAGGCGGGAGGCUGUUGCCCGGCAACGCCUGGGAGCGGAGUCCCCACAGUAUAGCCUCUCCCCCCGAGGAGGUGGGCUCGGAGUCACGUGACUCAGACCCUACGGGAGGGGGCGCGGUCGGAGCCUGGCGGACGCAGCGGUGAAGUGAGGGCAGAGGGGCGCGCGCGUGGCUCCCAGGCCUGGACCCCAGCCCCGCUGGACAGCGGGAGAAACUGAGACCUGAGUGGGUGAGUUCGCGGUUGGGAGAGUGCAGUGAGUCGCACGCCCCCUUUGUCCAGAGGGGAAACUGAGGCCCGGCGAGGUCAGGGGGCCGGUGGGUUCUGCAAGGAUCGGGUUUCCUCCUUUCCUCCCCCAUCGGAGCCUGGCUGUUUCAUCCAUCCAUUCAUCUAUCCGCCCACUCACCCACCCAGCUUGCCAGCCAACCCCUGCGGGGGAACUAUGGUCAGGGCCAGUUUGAGGAGAGUGUUGAGCUGUGGGACUUCCGGGCUUUCCCUGGAAGUGGGGAGAGGUGGGAGAGUGUUCCCUGCUGAGUGGACGCUGGCGUGACUGGGUUAGGGCGAGGAGUUCACUUUUCUGAGAACUGAUAGAUUCAUGGAUAGGAAGUGGGGAAGAUGAGGAUGGACAGAGAGCCGAGGCCAGACCUGCUGGGUCUCGUGGGCUGAGGCCUGCGCCGGCCACCCUCUCUCCCGCUGCAGGCCCAGGGAGGGCCAUGAAGGUGCUGCUCCUCGUGGGGCUGGGAGCCCUGUUCUUUGCCUAUUAUUGGGAUGACAACUUUGACCCAGCCAGCCUCCAGGGAGCCCGUGUGCUGCUGACUGGAGCCAGUGUGGGCGUCGGGGAGGAGCUGGCAUAUCACUACGCGCGCCUGGGCUCCCACCUGGUGCUCACUGCCCACACCGAGGCUCUCCUGCAGAAGGUGGUAGGGAACUGCCGGAAGCUGGGCGCUCCCAAGGUCUUCUACAUCGCUGCGGACAUGGCCUCCCCUGAGGUGCCCGAGCGCGUGGUGCAGUUUGCGCUGGACAAGCUGGGAGGGCUGGACUACCUGGUGCUGAACCACCUCGGCGCCGCCCCAGCAGGCACGCGGGCCCGCAGCGCCCAGGCGACUCGCUGGCUCAUGCAGGCUCUAGGCUCCGCCCCUUCCCCUUCUGGCCUUCGGUUCCUCCUCCGCCCGGUGACUCGCAGUCGCCACCUCCAGGUGAACUUACUGAGUUACGUGCAACUGACUUCGUUGGCGCUGCCGAGUCUGACUGACAGCAAGGGCUCCCUGGUGGUGGUGUCCUCGUUGCUAGGCCGCGUGCCCACGUCCUUCUCCAGCCCCUACUCGGCGGCCAAGUUCGCACUGGAUAGCUUCUUCGGCUCUCUCCGGCGAGAGCUGGACGUGCAGGACGUGAACGUCGCCAUCACCAUGUGCGUCCUGGGCCUCCGGGAUCGCGCCUCGGCCACCGAGGGAGUCAGGGGCGUCACGAGGGCCAAGGUGGCCCCAGGGCCCAAGGCAGCCCUGGCCGUGAUUCGUGGCAGCGCCACGCGUGCCUCCAGCGUCUUCUACCCGUGGCGCUUCCAUCUGCUCUGCCUGCUUCGCGGCUGGAUGCCACAGCCAAGGGCCUGGUUCAUCCGCCAGGAGCUCAACAUCACGACCCCCGCUGCUGCCUGAGCCCCUGGGCUUAAUGCCCCUUCGUCUUCCCAGAAGAAGACCCUCCAGCCAAUCGUCCUGGAGCCUGGACAGACACCUCUGAGCGGGUGGCCAAGGGCCAAAAGAAAGUCAUCAAGACAGAAAAGUAAACCUGAGAAAAACUACCAGCACCUGAAAACAGUCAGAACUCGGGGCGAGCCCGGCAUCUUGUCAGGGACUUGGAAGGCAAUUAAUUACCUCAGUCUUCUCAGCUGUCAUUGAUGAUAUGAUUGCUGCUUCCAUUUUGCAGAUGAACAAACAGGCUCAGAGAGGCUAUGUGACUUGCCUCAGGGCCCUAGCCACAUCAAGCAGGUCACAACACCACUGAGCCACCCUUGGAACCCUCUCUACUUGUGACCUGAAACCACUGCGUCCCUGAUUUAUUCUUUCCACUCACUCAGCCUUGGAGCAUCCCCCAACCAUUUUCCCGAGCAGGGGAGCCCUCGAAGCUGUCGAGUUGAUGGUGGGGUCUGAGGAGGGGGAAGAGGAAAAGAAUGUGUUCUGGACUGGAUCCAGCCUCCCAUUUGAUAAUAAAAAUCUUUCUUCCCUUGCA